Dictyostelium discoideum AX4 is the source of this 195-nucleotide messenger RNA. RefSeq lists its product as hypothetical. The record is from RefSeq and is a predicted model, not a curated record. The transcript is spliced from 2 exons. Lineage: Eukaryota; Evosea; Eumycetozoa; Dictyosteliales; Dictyosteliaceae. Bases 1 to 195 code for a protein of 64 amino acids.
AUGAAAGAUGAAUCUAAUCAAGAUAAUGCUGAUGACUUAAAUAGUGGUAGACUCAACCAACUUCAUCUGAAAAUGAUACAGAGCAAGAGGAACAAUCAUGAACCAAAAGAAAAAGCACCAAAUGCCAAAGAAAAUGAAAAUGAAAAUCAAGAUCAUGAAUUCAUUAAAGAUGAUGAAAAACUUUAUAAAGAUUAA